AUGCCGAACGCAAUCCGUGCCACUGUGCGCCGCAGUGUAGCCCAUGGGCACCCUCAUUUACAGAGGAUGUCUCGUGCCUUUAGCGACCUGGUGGGCGCCUUCCGACGAAGCACCCAGGUGGACGGCUUGACCAUCGUCACGGACGAGGCCUCGGCGGACCGAGCCUUGGCCGAGCUUCGCAGGUCGCAGACCGCGAACGAAGACCAACUGAAGACCAACAACUUUGUGCGUUUUUCUUGCCAGAAUGGUGUGGAUGAGGUGGCGAUGCCGGCGAAAGAUGUGGUCGCAGCCUUCAAGCGCUUCGAUAAGGACGGCUCCGGCAGCAUCAGCCGGCAAGAGCUCGCGGCGGUGCUCAAGGGUUUGAACCCAACGGCGUGGGACGAUGCCUCCAUCGACCGGCUCAUGCGCGGCGCGGACCGCAGCGGCGACGGGCUGCUGCAGAUCGAAGAGUUCGUGGAAUGGGUCUUCGCGGCCAUGAAAGUGGACUCCAGCGUGGGCAGCGAGUAUCACCUGGACCGAGUGACCAAGGAGCAGGAGACCAAAAUGAUCGAGGAAAUUUUCACCCACUUCGAUUUGGACGAGGACGGAUUCUGGAACUACAAGGAGUCGGCCACUUGUCAGAUGUGGAUGGAUGGCACACAGCAGAAGGAAGAGACCUUCGUUUGGAUGGUGAACCAGCUGAAUCCAGGCAGGGACACCUCCAAGGGUUUGUCGAAGGCGAACUUGGUGGAACUGUACACCAACAAGAGCUACCAGAUGAACAUUUCCAAGGAUCACGCCGUGAUCUUCUCGAAAGUUCGAAUGGCAGAGGACCUCUUCGAACACUUUGAUGUGGACAAGGAUGGCCAUUGGAAUAUGCAGGAGUCCAUUGCCGUGAGCAAAGCCACCUUUGACUCGGAGGGUCCCAUGCCCACAGAGGAGGAGUUCAAAGCGGUCUUCGGGAUGAUUGUAGACACUGUGGGCGGUGAUAAGGUGAAGGGGCUCACCAAACAGCAAGUCGUGGCGAUGUAUUCCAGCCCAAAGUGGCAGAAUGCCAAUUGCAACAUCGGCAAGGACUAUGGCUUAGUCUUCACGAAGCCCAAGCUCAGGAAGAUGGCCGAGGAGUUCUUUGAUCGCUUCGACGCGGACCGAGACGGUCACUGGAACUUCGCCGAGUCCACCGCGGCCGCCCAGGCCACGAACGACGCACCGCCAGACGAAGAGACCUUUUUGUGGCUGGUGGAGCAGGUUGGAGGCGACAAGAGCAAGGGCCUGUCCAAACUGAAGGUCGUUGACAUGUACACCUGCACGAAGUUCAAGCACUUAAACUUGGAUAUCAAGAAGGAUUACGACUACGUCUUUCCAGGCGCUGCCCCAGCAGAUUUGGAUCCGAUGGCUGCGCUCGCCGGACGGUAG
Messenger RNA from Durusdinium trenchii, 1395 nucleotides. Lineage: Eukaryota; Dinophyceae; Suessiales; Symbiodiniaceae. The record is from the annotation of a GenBank genome assembly.